AUGGGAGGUGACUUCCCCAACCUAACGUCAGAGUUGAUGGCCAAUUGGCCAUCAUCGAGUUCAUCGCCAGUCACAAGAGGGUGGUACUCUCCUUACGCUCUGGCGCUGGUUGUUUGCGCGACCGUCGUGCUAGUCAGCAGGCUUGACUCGCAGGUGAGGAAAAGUUAUCACGGAUUGGGGGUAGAUGAUGUUAUUGCCUGUAUCGCAUGGGCUUUCGCUGUUCUUUUUACUGCUUCAAGCAUUACAGGCGUAGUUGAUUACGGCUUCAAUCGACAUAUGUGGGAUGUACCAUCAGAAAGAUACAAUCGUGCUGCUUUGAUGGAAUGGAUCAGUGAAGCAGCCUUCACACUAAGCGUCGGCUUAACGAAAAUCUCGGUUCUCCUCUUCUAUCGUAGAUUGGAAUUACCAUGUGGCACAGGCUUGAAAUUGAUCAUGCACAUGCUCAUUGCCAUGACAGCCUCAAUUUCAUUUGGUUGCCUGAUGACCCAGGUGCUAUUGUGUCGACCAGCAUCCGCAUACUGGGACAUACCUGAUCCUACACGACCUGUAAAACGAUCUUGCACGCGCGAAGACAUCUUCUAUCUCGUGCAGGGAGUGCUGGAUGCCAUUUCAACAGUCUACUGCAUAGCGAUUCCAGUUCUUGUGCUGCGAAGCAGACCCAUGUCGAAAUUUCAGAGGACCGGUCUUCGGGCUGUUUCCUUUUCUGGCCUCCUUGUCCUAGGUGCAAGCAUAGCUAGGACUGUGUUUCUCACCCGCCUCGCAGGGAGUGGCAACGGCGAUGCAACCUGGAACGGGUACAAUGUUUUCAUUUGGGCACAACUUGAAUGCCAAUUAGCUCUCCUGUGCGCAUGCAUACCCUUCUUGCAACGCUACUUCAAACACUAUCCUGCCGCACCGAUCGUCUUUGUCGGCCAGACCAGCCAUUCGCGGAACGAUUCAGUGAUAUCUCGAGUUGGAAGUUCGCUGUCUGGCCAAAUCAAAAAGCUCCCUUUUGGGCGAAGCAACAGUCCGCGUAACCUUGAGAUAUCCAGGCCCCGACUACAACCAUCCCCUGUAGAAAUCCCAGAAUGGGAAUUUGAGCGAUUCGCAUCGCCGCAACCAGCUCAUUCACCGCUGGACGAGCAUACUUACCAUCGCUACUUGGCGGGCAACUACGGUCCACCGGUACCGCCAAAAGACAGCCGGGUCAUCUUCGACGAGUAUCGUCGGGAACAUGGAGAGAUCCGAUGA
Molecule: messenger RNA, 1230 nt
Organism: Aaosphaeria arxii CBS 175.79
Lineage: Eukaryota; Fungi; Ascomycota; Dothideomycetes; Pleosporales
Exons: 5
Coding region: 1-1230 (409 amino acids)
Source: RefSeq, a predicted model, not a curated record